Colias croceus (clouded yellow) is the source of this 4281-nucleotide messenger RNA. RefSeq names its product nitric oxide synthase-like (gene NOS1). NCBI's taxonomy places the organism in Eukaryota, Metazoa, Arthropoda, Insecta, Lepidoptera, Pieridae. Gene Ontology annotation, molecular function: calmodulin binding; nitric-oxide synthase activity; FMN binding. The record is from RefSeq and is a predicted model, not a curated record. The coding region runs from base 206 to 3910 and encodes 1234 amino acids. Gene Ontology annotation, biological process: nitric oxide biosynthetic process. The transcript is spliced from 22 exons.
GUGACGCACACUUGUUGAUAUUUUUUGCGGAUAUAAUUUGGUGUUUGAAGUUUGGAGUAGCCACGGACCGGUUGCCGAGACAACUAGUUGUCAGUUCGCUGUGAGUCUUACUACCGUAUACAUAUAUAUUAUGCUGCACUCGAUAAUCAACUCAGUACGGUGCACGAGUUAGCAUUAUUUCAGCGAUCACGCUUUCAGUGCUCAAAUGUCAAAAAUAUUUAACUGUUGCGCAAAAGAUACAGAUUCCAGAGACUUGAACGGGAUGAAUAAGGAAGUAGCUACGAUGGAAAAUAAUUUAGAUAAAAUGAAAGACAGUGAUAUAGUUGAUAGAGGUGUACCUAAAGCCGAACAUAUGAAUGGAUACCACGGGUGUCCUUUUAGUGAGAAAGUGGAUGUUGAUAGUGAGAAUGAGAAGAAAUCAGUGAAACCGAACUUACGUUUGAAAGUUCCGCAGCCGUUACGGCUGAAGAAUCAUAUGUUUGCUGAAGAGAACAUGGAUACGUUACAUUCGCACAUCGAUGAUGUUACGCACUUUAACACAAAAUGCUCAGAGAAAGUAUGCCAAAGCAGCAUCAUGGAUAUCCCUGGUCGAGGGAACACUCCCAGGAGUCCAGAGGAAGUCUUCAAAGAUGCACAGACCUUUAUACGACAGUACUUCUCUUCUAUAAAGAGAGAAAAUUCAGACGCCCACUUGGCAAGAUUACGAGAAGUCGAUAAGGAGAUACAGGCAAGUGGAACCUACCAGCUCAAGACUCCAGAGCUGGUGUUCGGAGCGAAACUAGCGUGGAGGAACGCAGCUAGGUGUAUUGGCAGGAUACAGUGGAAGAAAUUACAGAUCUUCGACUGCAGAGAAGUAACUACCGCAAGUGGAAUGUUUGAAGCGCUCUGCAAUCAUAUCAAAUACGCGACAAAUAAAGGAAAUAUAAGGUCAGCGAUAACCAUAUUCCCGCAGCGCACGGACGGCAAACACGAUUAUCGGAUAUGGAACCCGCAGCUCAUCACCUACGCCGGGUACCUCGAGCCGGACGGCACCGUGCUUGGUGACCCCGCUAGAGUCGAAUUCACUGAGGUAUGUGUCCAACUGGGUUGGAAGCCUCCACGCACUGCAUGGGAUGUUCUUCCCCUGGUGCUAUCAGCUGAUGGAAGGGACCCUGAGUUCUUUGAGAUCCCUCGUGAGAUCAUCAUGGAGGUUAAUAUUGAACAUCCAAGCUACGACUGGUUCAUAGACCUAGGUCUCAAAUGGUACGCUCUACCAGCGGUGUCAAACAUGCGGCUGGACUGUGGUGGCCUGGAGUUCACAGCCACUGCCUUCAAUGGCUGGUACAUGGGCACGGAAAUUGGAUGCCGCAAUCUGUGCGACUCGAAUCGAUUGAAUAUUGUUGAGUCAGUAGCAAUGAAAAUGGGCUUAGACACAAGUUCAUACGUCUCCCUUUGGAAGGAUAAAGCUCUUGUGGAAGUGAACAUCGCCGUACUGCACAGCUUUCAUAGAGAUAAUGCAUCUAUAGUUGAUCAUCAUUCGGCAUCGGAACAGUUUAUCAAACACUUGGACAACGAAAAUAGAAGCAGGGGCGGUUGUCCGUCUGAUUGGAUAUGGAUCGUCCCGCCAAUGUCAUCAUCACUGACCGCGGUGUUUCAUCAAGAAAUGGCUUUGUAUUACGUACGACCCUCAUAUGAUUAUCAAGAACCCGCGUGGAAGACCCACCAGUGGAGCAAGUCUGACGGCAACAAGGUGCGGCGCAAGUUUCACUUCAAGCAGAUCGCGAGAGCCGUCAAGUUUACAUCCAAACUCUUCAGCCAAGCGCUGUCUAAGCGCAUCAAAGCGACUAUCCUGUACGCGACCGAGACAGGCAAAUCGGAACUGUAUGCCAAGGAACUAGGGACCAUAUUCGGCCACGCGUUCAACGUGCAGGUCCAAUGUAUGUCAGACUACGAUAUUUUCUCGAUAGAGCACGAAACACUCCUCCUCAUCGUAACUUCAACUUUUGGCAACGGCGAGCCUCCUGCGAAUGGCGUCACGUUCGCGGAGCAUCUUUUCCAAAUGCUGUAUAAUGAAAAGAAGAAUGAUCAGGUGGAGAGCGCAGGUUACAAAACACCCACACCGAAGUCAUUAAUGAGAGCAAACAGUGUGAUGACGCCACGUAACGAAUACAAAAGGCAAUUGUCGCGAUUGGAGUCCAGUCGGAGCAACAACGAAGAUAAACGGCAAUUAACACGUUUAGAAUCAAAUAAAAGUAGCAUUGGAGGAACAUCAAGUGCGGAAAAUAUAGGUCCCUUGAGCAAUGUAUGUUUUGCCGUUUUUGCUUUGGGUUCAAGCGUGUAUCCAAAAUUCUGUUGUUUCGGUAAAACCGUGGAUCGAGUACUUGAGGACUUAGGUGGGGAAAAACUAUUGGAAGUUAACUGCGGAGAUGAAAUGUAUGGUCAAGAACAGCAAUUUCGAACUUGGUCAACCAAUAUAUUCCAAGUUGCGUGUGAAACAUUCUGCUUGGAAGAAAAUGACAUAAUCAAAGAUGCGAAAAAAUCCUUUGGAGUAAUUCCAAUCACUAAAGAUACAGUCAGAUUCAGUAACGUUGAAAAGGGCUUACCAAUUAAAAAGGCACUUGAAGAAAGUUAUAAGAAACACUAUAUUACGUGUAGAGUGCAAGAAAAUAAACCUUUGGGAGAUUUUACAUCAGACCGAGCAACAAUAUUUGUUGAUAUGGAAGUUGAUUCUGAUUUUAAAUAUGACCCUGGAGACCAUGUCGGUAUUAUGGCUUGUAAUCGAAAGGAAAUUGUAGACGUCGUGUUAUCAAGACUGAAAGACGUAGAUGUGUAUGACAAGCCAGUGCAGCUGCAAGUGAUGAAAGAAACUCUUACACCUACAGGUGCUAUUAAAUCUUGGGAGAAACAUGAACGGCUACCGCCAGUAACAGUGCGAGAAUUAUUUACCAGAUUCCUAGACAUAACUACACCACCAUCCUCGAAGCUUUUGAAGUACUUAGCGAGUGCGUGUACUGAUAAAAAUGACGCUGAAUGUAUAAAAGAGCUUAUAGAGGAUUCAAACAAGUUUGACGAUUGGAGAUACCAUUACUACCCUCAUUUGGCUGAAGUGUUAACUCAAAUACCGUCGUGUAGACCUCAGGCUUCAGUCUUAGUUGCAUUAUUGCCUCCUUUACAACCUAGGUUUUAUUCUAUAUCUUCAUCACCAUUGGCUCAUCCUCAAAGAAUACACGUCACUGUCGCUGUUGUUCAAUAUAAAACUCAAAGUGGCGAAGGUUCAACUCAUUACGGUGUUUGCUCAACAUACUUACAAAGUCUUAAAGUAAAUGACGAGGUCAUCGCAUUUAUAAGAAGAGCUCCUAAUUUCCAUAUGCCAUCUGAUAUUUCCGUUCCACUUAUAUUAGUUGGUCCCGGUUCUGGUAUAGCACCUUUCAGAGGUUUCUGGCAUCAUAGAAGACAUUUAAUUGAAAAUAACAGUUCAAAAGCUGGUCCAGUGUGGUUGUUCUUUGGAUGUAGAUACAGAGGAAUGGAUUUGUAUAAAGACGAGAAAGAAGAAGCGGUUAAAGAUGGAGUUAUUACAAAAGCCAUGGUGGCAUAUUCUAGAGAAGAAUGUAUCAAUAAGAAACAUGUACAAGCCCUGUUAGAAGAUGAAGGUCCUGAAAUAACUAAAACACUUCUAGAAAAAGGCGGACAUUUCUACGUGUGCGGUGACUGUAAGAUGGCGGAAGAAGUGCAACAAAAGUUGAAAGAAAUAAUUAAAAAGCACGGAAAAUUGACAGACACAGAGGUUGAUGACUUUAUAUUGGGCUUGAUGGAGGAAAACAGAUAUCAUGAAGAUAUUUUCGGAAUCACGUUGCGUACUUCAAUCGUUCAUACAGCUUCUAGAGAAACUGCAAAAAGAACUCGACUAGAAUCUGUGCAAUCUCAGGCAUAGAUUUGAAUCUUUUCCUUUAUAAGUAUUAUAGAUAGUAUAUACACAUUUUUAAGAAUACAUUUUAAACGUAAAUGUUUAAGAAUAUACUUUUGUAUUAAGUUGUUAUUUAAGGUUUCUUCAAAUAAUAUACAAUAAGAAAUAUAAAUUAUUUUUGUCCUAUUAGAAAGACAAAACUAGUGUAUAAGUGCUUAAUAUUUAAGCUAAGAAUCUUGUUUUUUACCUUUGUAACCAGUUGAAUCUUAAACUGCAGGAAUAAUGUUCCAAAUUAAUCAGACUAGUUUUUCAAAGCAAAACCUUGAAGCAUUUUGUAUCGAAUAAUAAAUAUAGUGUAACCAAAGCAUUUCUUAUAAUAAAACAACAUUUCAUUUCAA